UUACCAACUUACCCGUGAAUUGUCAGAUCACGUAAGAGACAGCACGUGCUGGUAAAAAAGUGGGAUUUGUUUUGCUGUUAUACGGCCCUUCCGAAUGGAUAGCAUAGACGAAAGCCGUGUGGCGAGUUCGAAACAAGAGAAAGAGAAGUUAUGGGGAGGCAGAUUUACAGGAAACACGGAUCCGGUGAUGGAAGCCUUCAACUCCUCCGUUCAUUACGACAAACGGAUGUGGCAAGCGGACGUACAGGGAAGCAAGGCGUACGUGUCUGCUAUAGAGAAUGCAGGGUUAGUCACAAAACAGGAGAGGGACGCCAUUCGUCAAGGACUUGACAAGAUCGCAGAAGAAUGGGAAAACAACGUGUUUGAUAUUCGUCCAGGGGAUGAAGAUAUCCACACUGCAAACGAGAGACGUCUGAAGGAGCUGAUUGGACCAACGGCAGGAAAACUACACACUGGUCGUAGUAGAAAUGACCAGGUCAGCACUGACAUGAGAUUGUGGCUACGUACCGCUUUGGGGGAACUGAAAACAUAUGUUCUGGACCUGAUCAAAGUCAUGAUCAACAGGGCUAAACAGGAGAUGGAUGUACUUAUGCCUGGUUAUACCCAUCUACAAAGAGCUCAGCCAAUCAGAUGGAGCCAUUGGUUGCUAAGUUAUGCUUGGAUGCUAAGACGAGACGUUGAACGCCUUACAGAACUAUCUGAGAGAGUUAAUAUUUUACCUUUGGGGAGUGGGGCUCUAGCUGGAAAUCCUUUCGCUGUGGACAGAGGCUUUCUUGCCAAAGAGCUUGGAUUUAUUGACGUGUCAGGGAAUAGCUUGGAUGCUGUUAGCGACCGAGAUUUUGUUGCGGAAUUCCUAUUCUGGGCUUCCAUGUUGGGGGUUCACUUGAGUCGUUGGGCAGAGGAUUUAAUAUUGUACUGCAGUAAGGAAUUUGGCUUCAUUACAUUAUCAGAUGCGUACAGUACCGGAAGCAGUCUAAUGCCACAGAAAAAGAAUGCAGAUAGUUUGGAGUUGAUACGUGGAAAAGCCGGAAGACUAUUCGGAAAGUGUUCAGGCUUCAUGAUGACGCUUAAAGGUAUACCAAGUACAUAUAAUAAAGAUUUACAGGAAGAUAAGGAGAGCAUGUUUGACACAUACGACACUCUUUGCGGUAUACUGAAAGUAUCAACAGGUGUGUUGUCUACGUUACAGAUACACCCGGAGCAGAUGCUUGCUGCACUAAGUCCUGAUAUGUUAGCUACCGACAUUGCCUAUUACCUUGUCCGAAAAGGGGUGCCAUUCCGACAAGCUCAUGGUCUUUCUGGUACAUGCGUGGCGAUGGCGGAGAAGAAACAAUGCUUGUUGUCCGAUUUGUCAUUAGAGGAUUUGAAGAGUAUCAGUCCUUGUGUUGAGAGUGACAUUGCUGAUCUUUGGAAUUACGAGAACUCUGUAGACCAGUACAGUACAUAUGGCGGGACAGGGAAGGCUAGCGUCAUUCAACAGCUACAGAACUUAAGCGCGUGGCUGGAUGGACUUCAUUGACGUAAUGUUCAUAUAUGACGUUGUUACCCUCAGCCUCCGGAUACAAUAGAGAAAAUAACAAUUAACUCUUGUCUUCGGUUCUAAACUGUAUUAAGACUGGAAGGUACGAGUAGACGUGUGCCUAGCUCGGAGGUUUACAUUGGACUGAUUAAAAAAUGCAUGAUACAGACAAUUUACA
Molecule: messenger RNA, 1697 nt
Organism: Ylistrum balloti
Lineage: Eukaryota; Metazoa; Mollusca; Bivalvia; Pectinida; Pectinidae
Product: argininosuccinate lyase-like
Exons: 17
Coding region: 95-1519 (474 amino acids)
Cellular component (GO): cytosol
Molecular function (GO): argininosuccinate lyase activity
Source: RefSeq, a predicted model, not a curated record